CCCAGCUUGGCUGAGCAAGUCAACAGUAGUGUAAGUUCGGUGUGGGAGAGCAUCAGAGGGCGAGGUGGACAAACACCUGCAGAAACGCAUUUUAAAGUUGGCGGUGAGGUGCGCACGGCGGCCAUCACGUGACAUUCCCUGGCUUAUAUAUAGCCGAGACGGCGCGGCGUCUGCCUCUUUUCCACUCAGCUGCCACAUAAGAAGCACGAUAUGCCCGAGUCCGCUGCGUACACGAAUGGCUACGCCUCCACUAGCACGGGGGCCGAGUGCGAGGACCAGGAGACUUUCCUCUUUACCAGUGAGAGUGUGGGUGAGGGUCAUCCAGAUAAAAUCUGCGAUCAAGUCAGCGAUGCAGUGCUUGAUGCCCACCUUAGCCAAGACCCUGAUGCCAAAGUUGCUUGUGAAACCUGCACUAAGACUGGCAUGAUCUUAAUUUGUGGAGAGAUUACUUCUAAGGCACAGGUGGACUAUCAAAAAAUUGUUCGUGAAACAGUAAAGAAAAUUGGUUAUGAUGAUUCUGGCAAGGGCUUCGACUUCAUGACGUGUAAUCUCCUUGUUGCUAUUGAGCAGCAGUCUCCAAAUAUUGCUGAUGGUGUUCAUAUAAACAGAGCUGAAGAAGAUGUUGGAGCAGGUGACCAGGGUUUGAUGUUUGGCUAUGCCACUGACGAGACUGAUGUAUGUAUGCCAUUAACUGUUGUGCUGGCACACCGUCUGAAUCAAAAAAUUGCAGAAUUACGAAGAGAUGCUUUCUGGUGGGCACGACCUGACAGUAAGACUCAAGUCACUUGCGAGUACACAUUUGAUCAAGGAGCUGCCAUUCCACAAAGAGUGCACACAAUUGUUGCUUCUGUGCAACAUUCAGAUAAGAUUUCUGUGGAGGCUUUGCGUGAGGAAAUAAUGGAGAAGGCCAUAAAGGCAGUUAUUCCUGAAAAAUAUCUUGAUACUAAAACCAAGUAUCACAUUAACCCAUGUGGAGAAUUCAUUAUGGGUGGGCCCCAAGGUGAUGCUGGGCUUACUGGUAGGAAAAUUAUUGUCGAUACAUAUGGUGGCUGGGGAGCUCAUGGAGGUGGAGCAUUCUCUGGCAAAGACUAUACAAAAGUGGACCGCUCUGCCGCUUAUGCUGCUCGUUGGGUUGCCAAGUCAUUGGUGAAGAAUGAAAUAUGCAGACGCUGUUUAGUGCAGGUAUCUUAUGCCAUUGGUGUUGCUGAGCCAGUAAGCAUCAGUAUCUUUCAUUAUGGAACUUCUCAGUACACAUCACAGCAGCUACUGAAAAUUGUUAACCACAACUUUGAUCUACGACCAGGACGUAUUGUUAAGGAACUUGGACUGAAGAGGCCCAUCUAUAGUGAAACAUCCUGUUAUGGACAUUUUGGUAGGGAACAAUUUCCCUGGGAGCAGGUCAAGAAAUUGACCAUUCCAAAGCUUUAGAUUUGUUAGGUGUCCCAAAAUUCAUACUUAGUGGGACCCAGUUAGCCAGUUCUGCCAAGUGCAUGGCUUAACUUGACAGAAUUGGCUAACCUACCGUAAAUUAAGAGACAUGUCAGUCUGCUGGUAUUUAAUCCUUUCACUUGCAUUAAUUUCUGAUUGCACUCGUGUUGUCAAGCAGGCACUCGGGCUUGUGUGUGCUUGUGCAUCCUGGUGACUAAUUUUGGUGCUGGAUCAGGGGUGCCUAGUGCGACACCUGUCCUGUACCAGCCCUGACCAUGAGGACCCCUGUGAGGCGACCACAGUUUUAGGUUGGUGCAGACGAUGGCUCUGAGCUAUGCUAUACCCCUUGUCUGUACUAGACUUGAAGCUGCAAAUGUGUAGGAAGAGCAAGGUUUCCUCUAGAGUUUUUUAUAUAAGAUCUACGCAUUUGUGUUGUGUUUACGAAAAUUCUAAUGGAAAAGAGCAUUUCCUUAAACACUCCGGCCGCCUUCCUGGGAGUUUGAUGAUUAAACAACUGCCACAUUCCUCAUGCGUUGGGAAUUUUUAGAUUUUUUUUUCUUUCUAAUUUUUAUCAGAUUGUUUAUAAGAUAUGUAUGAUGUACAUUGUAUUUAUUGAUCAUGCUAGUGUAUACAACAUAAAUUGUAUCAUGGCAAAUAAAAGUGAGUUAAUGUGA
Molecule: messenger RNA, 2102 nt
Organism: Cherax quadricarinatus
Lineage: Eukaryota; Metazoa; Arthropoda; Malacostraca; Decapoda; Parastacidae
Gene: Sam-S
Product: S-adenosylmethionine Synthetase
Biological process (GO): S-adenosylmethionine biosynthetic process
Cellular component (GO): cytosol
Molecular function (GO): ATP binding; methionine adenosyltransferase activity
Source: RefSeq, a predicted model, not a curated record